AUGGCUUCUCGGCACGUCGCGAAACCCACCUUCUUCCUUUCGGAUCUCAGCACGAUGCGCGAUGGUCACAUCGUGCUGGGCAACAUUUUCACCGACCCGUUCCAGGUGGACGACAAGGUCGCCGGCCCGCUGUCCAAAGUCGGACCCGGAGACAUCCCCGCGGGCGCGACGCAGUCUGUGACCGAGACGGGCCUCUACCUCCGCGAGACUCAGGCGUCGUCCUGGGGCGCCAGUCUCCUGGCCAAGUUCCUUUCCAUAUUCCACAUCUCCGUUGGCGCCGACCGCGGGCGGGAUCUAGAGGUCGUGUAUGAGGUCGCCAACCUGGAGACCGUCACGCUGUCGAGCGUGGGGCCGUACAUCCGCCAACGCAUCGCGCGACCGAGCGAGGCAGCCCUGCAGAAGGAACUGCUCAUGGGCUUCAGCCCCUCCUUGUACAUGGUCACGGGCAUCAAGUACUCCAAGGGCCUAAAAGUCUGGACCAUCGCCGGGAGCUCGACGGAGGGCGGGGCCGAGCUCGGUGGGGCCGUCUCGCCCGACGCAUCCGCAUCCGCGUCCGCGGGCGUGCACGGGGCGAGAGCUGCAUCGCGGUCGUUGGCUCGGACCAUAGAGGGGGAGAUUGUGCUCGCAUACCAGCUGACGAAAAUCACGCCAAAGAAGAUCAAAACGGUCGACGGUACCUUUUUGUCAGACAACGGCAACAAGGAGAAGAUUGAUGUAGAAAUUGAGGGCGAGUUUGGGCUUGAAGGGAUGGAGAAGGCGGCAGUUGACGGAGGUUUAGACCCCUCCUCAGACCUUGGUAUCAACUCCGUCUGGGUUGAAGGUGGCAGCGAGGGACACAACUACUCGCGUGUGUUUGCUUUUUUGGACUAG
Molecule: messenger RNA, 870 nt
Organism: Colletotrichum spaethianum
Lineage: Eukaryota; Fungi; Ascomycota; Sordariomycetes; Glomerellales; Glomerellaceae
Exons: 1
Coding region: 1-870 (289 amino acids)
Source: RefSeq, a predicted model, not a curated record